Molecule: messenger RNA, 2132 nt
Organism: Xenopus laevis (African clawed frog)
Lineage: Eukaryota; Metazoa; Chordata; Amphibia; Anura; Pipidae
Gene: nkap.L
Product: NFKB activating protein L homeolog
Exons: 9
Coding region: 147-1244 (365 amino acids)
Source: RefSeq, a predicted model, not a curated record
UGAACGAGUCGUUUCCUGUAAUGAUUUGCCCAUAACAAUUAUGGCUGAGCUCCGUGUGCAUCUGGUCACAUGACUUCCGCCAAGCAGGCGUUCUGCUAUACCUUAUACACAGAACUGAUACUUUAGCGAAGUUAGUGUUUAUUUUUAUGCGAUUAUGUUGUAGAAUCAUGGCACCUAGUCGUUCUCGUAGUAGAAGCUCAGAUUAUUCACCACGGAAAAGGCGACACGGAAGCAACCAACGAUCCCCAGAUAGAAGAGGAAGAAGAUCUAGAUCCAGGGAACGAGUGGCUGCCAAUGAUCACCGCCGGAGCCAUUCUGGAGAGCGAACAUUCUCCGGUAGACCCCACCACGGGAAGCAAUAUGGAGACUAUAUUGAGAAGGGGAAGGAGGAACUUUUGAGACAAAGGCAGGAGGCUUUCAUUGCAAGGCGUUUAAAUGAGAGGGAGAGAAUUGGUGAGCUCGGAGCACCGGAAGUUUGGGGUCUUUCUCCUAAAGUUCUUGAACCUGAUUCCGAUGAGCACACACCGGUAGAAGAGGACAAAAAGUCAAAUAAAUCAAGCAGUUCUGAAUCUUCUUCAGAAGAAGAGAAGAAGAAAAGGAAAAAGAAAAAAAAGAAAAAGUCUUCUAAGAAAAGGCGCAGGAAACAUUCAGAAGAUGACUCUGAAUCUGAUAGUGGUGAUGAAGAUGAGAAAAAGAAGUCUAAGAGAAGGAAGAAAAAACACAGGAAGAAGAAGUCAAAGAAAAAAAGAAGCAAGAAAGUAAAGGAAGAAAGCAGUGACUCAAGCAGUGAAGAUUCAGAUGAUGAAAAACAGGAGGAAGAUCAAUGGGUUGAGAAAACAAAAAAUAAUUUAGAUGAGUUUGAAUUCGUGGGACCAGAAGUGCCAAUUACACAUCUGUCACAAGAUGAUAAACCAUUAAACUAUGGUCAUGCUCUGCUGCCUGGUGAAGGUGCAGCCAUGGCAGAGUAUGUGAAAGCCGGAAAGCGUAUUCCAAGAAGAGGCGAAAUUGGCUUAACGAGCGAUGAAAUUGCUUCAUUCGAGAAGUCUGGCUAUGUGAUGAGUGGUAGCAGACAUCGCCGUAUGGAGGCUGUGCGUCUGCGUAAGGAAAACCAGAUUUACAGCGCAGAUGAAAAGAGAGCCCUGGCGUCCUUCAACCAAGAGGAAAGAAGUAAACGUGAAAACAAAAUCUUGUCCAGCUUCAGAGAGAUGGUUUAUAGAAAGACAAAAGGAAAGGAGGACAAAUAAACCACUGUGUGCACUCCAGUUUUCCUUGUGCUGCUGAUGUCCUGUGCCUUUUAACUGGAGGACAUCUUUGUUUUCUGCUUGGUGUUGUAUUGAGUGAGAGAAAAGAAUACUGUUUUUUGUUCAGUGGGACACAUUUAAAACAUAUGUGCAUCUAAAAAGAUUUUUUUAUUGUGGCUUCAUAUUUUCUGCAGUAGGUGUUACCUAGCAGCAAGCACUAAUCUAGGGAUCAUAAAGGUUUGUUCUCUAUUUGUAAAUAUGAAUAGUAUUGCAAUAGUAUAUUGAGUCCCCUCUGCAUGUACACAUCAGGGACAAGCAUUUAAGUUAUUACCAUAACAGCAUCCUUCUAAUUUCCACAUUAAAGUGAUACUGACACUAAAAAAUGAAUUUUAGCAUAUGAAUGUACAUUAAAUGUUACCUAUAGGUCAUGUUGAUCAUUUUUUGCUGAGAGGUUUGUUUUUGUAUAUAAUUGUUAGUUGAAGUUCCUAAGCCUGACUCUCUGCCAAUCUGACUGUCCCAUCUCAGCCUGUUAGUUACAGUUUCUAAUGCUAACGGACUCCUGCUGCACAAAUAUGGCAGCCCCCUCAUACAGGAACAUGGGGGAUCAGACAGGUAAUGUAAAAGCAUCAUGCAAAUACUUUAUGGCAAAGUUAGAAGUAGCUUGCAAAGCCAAUAUUAUAAUAGAUGUAAAAAAAAGUUUAAUUUCAGGUGUCAGUAUCUCUUUAAUGUAUAUUUGGUUUAUGGUGUCACUGAAAGAAUUUUAUGCAGAAAGUGUUCAUUUAAACUAAAUCAAUAUAUGCUGUCAGUCAAUAAAAAAAAAAAAAAGUUUUUAAUAAAAUCAUUGUUGGUUUGAUUGAUUCAGUAAUAAAAAUGUCUGAGAUUCUCCAAUCA